AUGCAAUACGUUCGAAAUCUCAGCGACUCAGUCUCGACAGCAUGGAACUCCAUCAACCCUGCCACGCUUAGCGGUGCUAUUGAUGUCAUCGUUGUCCAGCAUGAAGAUGGCUCUCUCACCUGCUCGCCCUUUCACGUGCGAUUCGGCAAGUUUUCGCUACUGCGACCGUCUGAGAAGAAAGUCGAGUUCAAGGUCAAUGGCAUCAAACAGGAGUACUCCAUGAAGCUCGGGGAAGGCGGCGAGGCCUUUUUUGUCUUUGAGACUACUGAAAACGUCCCUGCAUCGCUCCAAACGUCUCCGCUCGUUUCUCCGGUCAGCAGUCCCGGACUGGGUCCUGAGGAAGCGCCUGCCGGACUCAAUGAUCCCGAUAUUCUUGAACUUGAUCAAGAACUGAGCAACUCAACUCGGCCACCAGCCGCUGUACUGCAAACUCAGCCUGACGAAAAUGGCAUGAUGACUCCGCUAUCGGCCUCACCAAAUAUGUCAAAGCCGCGUCCGAUGUCUGGUGAUUGGACCUCGUCCUUGACCCGGCCGCACAGUGACGACGUUCUCAGGCAGUCUGCAAGAGCUGUCAAUCGUGAUGAUGAAGACGAGUCUAGAGAUCCCAACGAAUCCGAAAGAUCACACAGCCCUCCACCUAUGGGAAUGGAGCGGGCUAGAACUCUAGCCAAGGAGCUGUCUGCUGUAAACAUACCUAGCCGCGUCACCGAAACCGGAGACCUCAUGCUCGAUAUGACUGGUUUCAAGAGCAGCGAAGAGGACAUGCUCCAGGCAGAGAUCCUCGCUAGGAAGAUUCUUUCUGAGGAGCUUGAGGGCAACUACGAUAUUGGCUCUCUUUUCGGCUUUGACGAGGAAGGCAAUUUGUGGAUCUACAGCAGUGAAGAGGCGAAGCAGGCGGCCAUGAAUAAAACGAUUGAGUCGUCGCUCAAGGCCCAUCGCCAUAACACGGCCGCCGAUGCCGUCUCUGAUCCAGGAUAUCACAGCGACGGCAGCGAUGUUACGACGAGCCCCCAUGUCCCAUCACACCGACGAUCAGAGUCCGACGCUGGUCCAUCAGGAUUGCAGACCCCUCCUCGGACCCCUCCUGGAUAUGCUUCAAACCCAAAUGUCAACUACGCCAAGACUCUGCGCUUGACUAGCGAUCAACUGAAGGCACUGGACCUGAAGCCAGGGGAGAACUCUAUGAGCUUCACUGUCAAUCGCGCAACUUGCGCCGCAAGCAUGUACUUGUGGAAUCAUGAAACUCCAGUCGUCAUCUCCGACAUUGAUGGAACCAUCACCAAGUCAGAUGCCCUCGGUCAUGUGCUAAACAUGAUUGGCCGCGACUGGACACACACGGGUAUUGCCAAGCUGUAUAGCGAUAUUGCUCAAAACGGAUACAAUAUCAUGUAUUUGACAAGUCGGUCCGUUGGACAGUCUGAUACAACUAGAGCGUAUGUCAAUGGCAUCGUUCAAGACGGAUGCAGGAUGCCCCAUGGCCCUACAAUCUUGUCGCCGGAUCGCACUAUGGCAGCUCUGCGGCGAGAAGUUUAUUUGCGCCAGCCGCACGUAUUCAAAAUGGCUACUCUUCGAGACAUCAGCAGCCUAUACGGACCAGAUCAUAAUCCGUUUUACGCUGGGUUCGGCAACCGUCUGACGGAUCAGAUUUCUUACCGAACUGUAAAUGUACCCAGAACCAGAAUUUUUACUAUCAAUUCCAACUCUGAGGUGUCUCUGGAUCUUUUAAGCCUCAAUAAGCUGAAGAUGAGCUAUGUCAACAUUAACGAGGUUGUCGACCACUACUUCCCUCCCGUCGCUACACUAGUGAAGGGUGGCGGAGAAGACUACACCGACUUUAAAUAUUGGCGCGACGAGCCCCUUGAGCUUGACGAAUUCUCGGCUAGCGACAGCGAAGAACUAGAUGUGCCUGGAGACAAUGAAAGCACAUACACCGUCGACGACGACGAAGAGAUUGGCGACGGCCUUGUCGACAGCUACAUCUCACGCGAGUCGAUAGACGAAAGCGUGGAUGACGAUAAUGUCGAAAAUGACGAGGAGUACGAUGAGGACGAUGAAGAGGGCGAAUACGAAGAAGACGACGCUGGGUCUGACGAUGAAGCCCAGCUUGUUGAUCACAUGGCCAGGUCCAUGAUUUCCAGCAAGGGCGUCGAAGAGGACAUCGGCGCGGAACUAAUCACGGGGUUGAGCGGCAACGGCGUUGCGAUCGAAUCACAGGAAGUAUACGUUGAAGAGCCCGUCGAGAUUCGGCCCACACCUACACCCACACCUGAGCGAGCAUAUUAG
This is a messenger RNA of Metarhizium brunneum ARSEF 3297, 2283 nucleotides long. RefSeq names its product Nuclear elongation and deformation protein 1 (gene ned1). Gene Ontology annotation, biological process: triglyceride biosynthetic process; fatty acid catabolic process. Lineage: Eukaryota; Fungi; Ascomycota; Sordariomycetes; Hypocreales; Clavicipitaceae. Gene Ontology annotation, cellular component: nucleus. Gene Ontology annotation, molecular function: phosphatidate phosphatase activity. The record is from RefSeq and is a predicted model, not a curated record.